Molecule: messenger RNA, 9143 nt
Organism: Drosophila mauritiana
Lineage: Eukaryota; Metazoa; Arthropoda; Insecta; Diptera; Drosophilidae
Gene: sif
Product: protein still life, isoform SIF type 1
Exons: 33
Coding region: 23-6292 (2089 amino acids)
Biological process (GO): small GTPase-mediated signal transduction; activation of GTPase activity; positive regulation of axonogenesis
Cellular component (GO): membrane; synapse
Molecular function (GO): protein binding; guanyl-nucleotide exchange factor activity
Source: RefSeq, a predicted model, not a curated record
GGCAAGCUGCGCCAACUGCGCCAUGGGUAACAAACUGAGCUGCUCCUGUGCCCCGCUGAUGCGGAAGGCCUAUCGUUAUGAGGAUUCGCCCUGGCAAAGUUCCCGUCGUCGCGAUGGCCAUCUAUUGAGUUCGUUCAGGUUGUGGGCAGAGGUCUUCCAUGUAUCAGCCAGCGGAGCCGGCACCGUCAAAUGGCAACAAGUGUCCGAGGAUUUGGUUCCUGUGAACAUCACCUGCAUUCAGGACUCGCCCGAGUGCAUCUUUCACAUCACCGCGUACAACAGUCAGGUGGACAAGAUACUCGACGUGAGACUUGUGCAGCCAGGUACACGCAUUGGCCAGGCAUCGGAGUGCUUCGUUUACUGGAAGGAUCCCAUGACCAACGACACCUGGGGCCUUAACUUCACCUCGCCCAUCGAUGCCAAGCAAUUCCGCGAGUGCUGUGCCUCGUCGUCGUACUCGCUGAAAUUGGAUCCCCCCGGCAAGGGCAAGGUGAAGGCCAAGCGAAAGCCGCUCAGCACUCCGGCGUCGCCGUCGCGCGUCCGCCAGGAGCCCCAGUGCACCUGCAUGUCCGCCGAGCAGUAUGCGCGCCUGCGAACCGAUCCCCGUGUUAGAGGUUCAUCCACUUUGCCGCGUAACGUUGGUUCGCACCGAAUCACCGACGUCGACGGCCAGCAGCAGGUUGGCUCCGGAAAAGUGGUCAGUGCGGUGAGCAGCACCUCGCUGUACGACAACGUGGCCAGCGGUGGUCCCGGUACCAACCAGGGAGCAGAUACCCUGCCGCGCCAGAUGAAGGGCGGUCAGCAGGAUAGACAGGAUGUGGCCAAUAGCGGAGUCAAUACCAACACUCCGGGCGUAAUCGUCACCGGCGUGGGCAACGUCGGCUCCGAUAUGUGCGGCCAGAAUCACGUGGGCUCACAGGUGGGCAACGAUGACCCGGCCGCGUGCCAAAUGGACAUGGAUCUCUCGAAGAGCGAGGGCACACAGGCCGGCGGCGGACUGCACCAGAGCGUGGGCACAUGCACCUCCUCCUCCAAGGGCACCGGCACCCGCAACAAGGACUUUGGCGAUGAUAUGACACGCGACGCGCACUCGCACGACAUGCACCAGCAUAAUGUAAUCAACAACAACACCCGGCGGAAGACCAAGAGCACCGAGGACAUGAACGUGGACACCAGCACGCUGAAGCGCAUGCUGAAGCCGAUGCCCAGCACCGAGUCGCCGGUGACCUCGCCGGAGAUGGGGCGUCGGCGCUAUAACUACUACAACGCGAAUGCGGCCCAGACAUUGGGCCACCCGCCGCACAUGCACCAGCAUGGCAUGUCGAUGGGAAUGGGCGGCGGCGGAGGCGGCGGCCACCACAUCAUGAACAACAACACGAUGGGCCGUGCCAGCAGUCAGUCGUCGCGAUUCUCCGGCUCGAGAUCCUCGCAUGAAAUCGGACGCGGCUAUCCGCCGCGUAAUCUGUACUUGGAACUGGAGCGGGAACGCAGCUGCAUCGAGGGUUCGCCGCCCUCGGACAAUGUUAUGUUCGACAACCAGUGUUAUGCUACCACACCGAGCUCCAGCAAUGGCAACUCGGAUCAGGAUCAAUCCUACGGACAGCAGCAAUCAUCGGGUCAGCAUUCCCAGCAGCAGCAGGGACCGCCGCAGCGUUCCUCGCGCCAUCAGCACCAUCAUCAGCAGGCUCCCAAUGUGACACCCACUCCGGGCUCACCCACUUCGCGGCUGCUACUCGAGUACGAGAUGCAUCUGAGGAACACUCUGGCCAAGGGCAUGGAUGCCGAAUCCUACAGUCUGCACACUUUCGAAGCCCUGCUCUCGCAAAGCAUGGAGAAUCUGGAAUUCGCUGAAAGCCUACCCGGAUCGAACCAGCGCAGCCCAUAUCCACUACGUAGGCCCAAUGCGAAAUCUUCCACGCUGCCAUUGCCGCCACAUCGGCCAUUGUCUACCAUUCGCGAUAAGGAAAGGGAUCGCGAUCGCGAUGGUUACUACAGUGAUCGCAAUGAGUUGAUCAGGGAGCGGGAACGCGAACGCGAUCGUGGCUAUCUAUCAGAUCAUAAUUCCAGUUUCUCCAACUCGCGAUGCGCCUCUUGCAUUGGCGAAUCGGCUCGGGCCCAGUGGUUCCGUCACUCGGAUGGUUGGCGUUCCGGAAGUUCCACUAUUGGAUCCGGAUCGGGUCAUGGCAUGAUGACCCAGCAGGUUCCUGGCUCCGGGCACAAGCGUUCGCCCUGGGAUUCGCUGCCUUCAUUGCGACAGGACAGCAGUCUCAACGAUUCGGGUUACAAGAGUGCCCGUGCUGAUUCUCUAGAACAACGUGCCGAGUUCAUACGUCAGGAUAGUUUGCGAUCAGAGUAUUUGAGCGAUCGCGAAUCACGCUACGGAAUUGUUCAACAGGCUUCCAUUGAGAGCACCGAUUCAAGGAUGUGCUAUCUAACAUCAUCAGAGAUUUCGGACGAUGAUCGAAUGAGCCUAACUACCGCCGUUUCGGAUGAAGAUGAUGGGGAAAGUGUCAUGGCGUCACCAUAUAAAGCAAAGGCAACUGGCACCGCUGCAUCCUCCUUCAAUUGCACGGGAGCUGUUCGCAAAGCCGGCUUCCUAUCGGUAAAGAAAUGGUUACUACGCAAGAAGCACCAGAUCGAGCUGGCAAGAAAGCGGGGCUGGAAGGGCUACUGGGUGUGCCUGAAGGGCACCACGCUGCUCUUCUAUCCGUGCGAUUCCCGGGAGGGCCGGAGCGUGGAGGCGGCGCCCAAGCACUUGAUUAUCGUGGAUGGUGCAAUUAUGCAACCGAUACCGGAGCAUCCCAAGCGCGACUACAUCUUCUGUCUGAGCACGGCGUUCGGCGAUGCCUAUCUAUUCCAGGCGCCCUGUCAGGUUGAGCUGGAGAACUGGGUGAACAGCAUACACAGCGCCUGUGCCGCCGCCUUUGCCAGGCAUCGCGGAAAAACUGGAACGCUACACCUGCUCCAGGAGGAGAUCUUCCGGCUGGAGAAGGCCAUUGAGUCGGAUCACAAGCUGAAGCACAUGGCCGAACUGCAGCAAUCAGUUGUCACCGAUCAGGAGACGCGUCAUCAGAUCCAGACGCAGAUACUGCAGUGGGAGGAGAAUCUGGAGCGGCUCCACUGCGAGCAGUUCCGGCUGCGCUGCUACAUGGCCUCGCUGCAAAGUGGCGAGCUGCCCAACCCGAAGUCGCUGCUGACACACGUGUCGCGCCCCACGAAGAACACGCUGAACAAGCUGGGCGUGUUCACGGUCUCCUCCUUCCACGCCUUCAUCUGCGCCCGCUCGCCCUCGCUGCUCAACAACCUGCUCGCCGGACGCGGGGCCACCAAGCGGCGACCGCCGAUGCUGUCGCGGUCCAAUAGCGGCUCCAGCCGUCGCUCCAUGCAGAUGAAUUCACGUGACGAACCGGAAAAAACUUUCAAAGUUGCAAUGCCCGACAAUGCUUACUCGACAGUUUAUCUACGUGAUGCCAUGUCUGUGGAGGAAUUCCUCGCCAGCGCCUGCGCCCGUCGCAACCUCAAUCCCAUGGAGCACUUUGUGCGCGUCAAGAAGCGACGUGACAUGGAGGAUCACAAUUACUUUGUGCCGCAUCGCAACGAUCUGAUUGAAAAUUAUCUUCAUAAUCACGAGUUCGUGGAGGUCUGCAUGAAGAUCCUGUACCAGGUGGAGCUCCAGCGCACGACUCUGGAGCAGAUGUGGGGCUUCUCCGUGGAGGCUGAGCUGAUCGAGAAUGCGGAACGGCAGGACGAGCUGUGCUGCUACGUGAGUCGCGUGGAGGACAAGAGUGUGGCCAUGCACAAUGGCAUUAUCAAAGGAGACGAAAUAAUGGUCAUCAAUGGCGCAAUUGUGUCCGAUCUAGAUAUGAUGUACUUGGAGAGCGUCCUGCAGGAGGAACAAUCGCUCAGCAUGAUGAUGCGGUCCUCGCGCACGGAGCCACCAGAUCUAGUGGGGAUCAUGAGGGUAACGGACGAUAUGAUUGACUCGCUGGUCUGUCCGCCGCCGCCCACAGAUCCGCCGGUGAUGAGCGAGGAGAUGAUAACUGGACUGAUUGUUCCGGCCCCCGGUUGGAAUGGCACUAGCAAGGAUUUGUACUCGCCGGAGGCGGAAAGCUCGCCGGCCACCUCCUUUGUGGAUCCUGCCGCAAUGGCCGCCCAGCUGGCGGUGGGCGGCGUGGGAGGCGUGGUCGUGGGCGGACUGGGCGUGGCCAAGCCAACGUCGCGUACGAGCAGCUUUGAGAUUGAGAAUCUGCUAAAGACCGCGGAGCAAGUUACCGGAUUUUGUCGUUCACCCCAGGAAACGCGGAAAUCGAGCCCAACCGGCUCGGUCACCUCAUCGGUGUCGACCACGGCAUUAACACCAUCACGCCAGCUGACCGAUGCGGAGAAACUGCGCAAAGUCGUCAUGGAACUGGUGGACACGGAACGCACCUAUGUGAAGCACCUGAACAACCUGCUGGAGCACUAUCUGGAGCCCAUGAAACGCGAGACAUUCCUGUCCAAUGCCGAGAUCAACGCUCUGUUCGGCAACAUACACGAGAUCGUCACAUUCCAGCGCCAGUUCCUGCAGAAUCUGGAGGAGUCCUUGGACCUGGAGCCGGAUUUCAACAAGUUCGAGCACUGCGGCCAGUUCAGAAAUGUGCUCUUUGCGAUUGGCUCGGCCUUCCUGUACUACGUCAACCACUUCAAGCUCUACUCCUCGUUCUGUGCCAGUCACAGCAAGGCGCAGAAAGUCCUGCAUCCGAACGAGGGCAAUCACGCCCUGCAGGAGUUCCUCGCAGCCAGGAAUCCCAAGCAGCAGCAUAGCAGCACCCUGGAAUCCUAUCUGAUCAAGCCCAUUCAGCGCAUCCUCAAGUAUCCACUGCUCCUGCAGCAGAUGCGCAACCUCACAGACACCCGGGCCGAUGAGCAUGUGCAUCUUUGUGAGGCACUCAAGGGCAUGGAAAAGGUCGCCGAGCACAUCAACGAGAUGCAGCGCAUCCACGAGGAGUACGGUGCCAUAUUCGAUCACCUGUUCCGGCAGCAUCAGAAGUCUUGCAAACAACCCAUUGAUCUAAGUCCAGGGGAUCUGCUGUACUAUGGCGGAGUGGAAUGGCUUAACAUCUCGGACUUUCUGGGCAAGAUCAAGAAGGGACUGGAACUGCAUGCCAUGUGCUUUGUGUUCAAGUCGGCUGUGGUGUUCCUGUGCAAGGAGCGACUGCGUCAAAAGAAGAAGUUGAUGGGCGUUUCCAGCAAGAAUGCUACCAAUGAGGUCGAGAUCAUUCGCUACCAGGUGCUCAUACCCGUAACCGAGGUGCAAGUCCGCGCCAGUUCGGCUAAGGACAUGGACUCCCACUUCCUGUGGGAGCUCAUCCAUCUGCGUUCCCAAUUGCAACGCCGCUCCGAGAAAGUCUACGUGCUGUCCAACAGCACUGCCGACUUCCGCAACGCCUUCCUGAAGACCAUUCGCCAGAUCAUCCGCGAAAGCGUCCGGAACAUGUCAAUUCCGAUGAAGAACUUUGGCGGCAGCUCCGGCUCCGUCUCCGGCCACUCCUCGCAGGGCAUGGGCAGCAUGGGCUAUGCGGGCAACUCUCAGACGCUGGAACGUCCCAAGCAGCAGAUCACCAUCGUUCAUGGCUCGCACACUCUGGGCAAACCAAAGAAGAAGUCCGGCUCGCAGCGCCACUCGGCUGGCAACAUUGACUACGACAAUUUGUCGGGCAGCCAGGAGGCAGACGAUCUGCCACCCAGUGUGGGCGUGGUCCACUACGCCUCCGGCCACGCCCACGGCCAGCAGAUGCAGCCAGCUGGAUUCCGCGGUCGCAGCAAGACGGUGGGCGAUGUUACAGAAAUCACCUGCUCUUCCCCAGAACCCCAUCAGCAGCAGCAGCAGCAACAACAGCAACAGCUGAUGCAGCAGGGACACGCCCAUGCCCACCCACAUCCCCAUCCGCAUCCAAGGGAGCCACCGCCGCCUCCGAUCAGGCAGCCACAUCUGCACCACCACAGCUCGGACAUCGAAAGGAUCGAUCCUGGAACGAAAUCGGAGGGCGAGGAGGACUCGCAACAGGGCACAAUCAGGCCCAAGGCCACACUGGGUCGAACGCCCAAUCACCUGACGCUGAGCACCACAUCGACGCUCUCGGUGGGCAGCACCGGCAGCCAGGCGCGCCUCAUUCAAUCGUCGCAUCCGCCGGCCAGUUACCAGCCGGUGCUGAUGAAGGACCUAGGGUCCCCGGUGUGGAAACCACGAGACAUGAUAAAUUUAGGCACAGAUCCACAGUCAACAACCCGCAAAGACGAUGUGAAAAAUUAAAUCAGAAAAAGCAAAGCAAAACAUUUAGUAUCAAGCUAAGCAAGCAUAAGAACUCUUAAUCCACAACUUCAAAUCCUCUGUUCGAUUUCUCAAUUUUACCUAAUCAAGUGUAAGGCAACGGCAACAGAAACAGCUAAAAGCAAAAGCAAAGCAAAAGCAGAAAGCAGAAAGCAAAAGCAGAAUGCAAACAGCAGAAGCAACAGUUCAAAGUUCAAAGCAGGCGAGCAGGCGAACCAAAAAGCAUUUUUCAAGCUCAAUUCUGCGACAUGAAGAUGCAUUGAAUCACCGGUGAAUGGAUGUGAUUGUUUUUUGAAGAAUGCUUGGCUUCGGUUUGCUUUCGCUCUUUUUUAAUGGAUAAAACAUCGAAGAGUUUUUGUCAUUUUUUACGUUUGCGUUUUUUAAACGGGAAAAGCACCACGAAAAGGAUGUCACAGAUCCUUUUUAGAAAGAGAGAAACGAAAAAAGAAACGGAACAAAACCUAAAGCAUAAAUGAAAACCAAAAGAGAAGACUUUCAUUUAUAUUGAUUGUAUUUAAAGUGCAAAACAUAUAAUAAAAGCAUAAUUAAAGCGAAGGAUUUUGAGCAGAUUUAAUAUGAACUAAGUGAACAGAUUUAACAAGAUUAAGAAAUACGAGAACAAAUUCAAAUGCAUUUGUCGCUGAAAAGACUUGAAAGUAAAUUUCGAUUUAAAUACAUUUAUUGAGGACAAGACGAAGAAGCAGCUGUCAAAGCGACGAGGAGGGAAACCCGUAAACAAAUUGCAACCAUAGUAUUUAGGCUUAGAGAAUUUAAAUUAUAAAAGAAAACAAAACACAAAAAACAAAAAACAAACGAAGACCCCAGAGAAUUGCAACAAAAUAUAAGAAAAAAGAAGAAACAAAAGUCAAAUGCAAAGUAAGCAAAACCAAAGGGUUGAAUGAAAAACAUUUUAGCCAAUUAAGCCACACACACACAAACUGAAGCAAAUCAACACACUCGUAAUCGUAAUGAGAAAAUUUAAAUGAAAACACAGCAAUGAAAAUGUUUAGUUCGUAGGAAGUACACUGAAAAAAUACAUAAAGAUACCAUACAAAAUCCACAUACACAUAAACGAAAAAUAGCAAAAAUUUAGUCAAAAUGUUAAAUGGUAAACUAAAAGAAACCAAAAUAAUAAUAACGAAGCAAACGAUUCCAUGCAAUUAAAUUGGGCUCCCAGCCUCCACAAAGAAUCCAAUCAGCAAAUACAAGCAAACAAAAAUUAACUCAAAGCAAACUCAACACGUUAAAGCGGGCAAACAUUAAAUUAAACUAUAAAACUAUGCAAAGAAAACCAAAUAAAUGAAAGUGCAUAAGCAUAAAAAAGCAAGUCAAACCCAAAAAGAAAGACAACACCUUCUAGCAGAAUUACAAUAAUAAUUAAGAACUUCACUUUGAACACGCUAAUCGAUAUAUCGAUAUAUCGAUAAUGGCAGCCUAUUCCCAGCCCAAAAAAAUCCCAUAGACAAAGGCACAAUUUUCGAGUACUCGAUUAAAAGGAUACUUUUGAUUUUCCUACGUCUCAAUACCCUAUGGUUUUCAAUUUUUGUAGGACGAAUUUUUAGCAAGAAGAUGCAGAUAUAUAGUCGAAUACAAUGAAAAAAUUCUACCAGAUGAGAAAUAAUAAUUAAUUGGUUGUGAAUGCAGCUUGGAUGUUAAUUCGAUUCAGGAACAAUGAAAUCCCCAAUUGCUGAACGUUUGUUUAUUCUUCUGCACGCACACAGCAGUGUGCGUGCGAGUGGCGAUUGUCUUUUUUUUUCAGUGUACUUGCAGUUGCAUUGCUCACACUCAUUAUUUUGUACCCCCCAACCCCCCCUCAGAAAAACGUCAUAAACUCAUUGAACCAUAUAGCAACAAAUCGAAACAUAAUCAAAACAUUUUUUAGGUUUCCAAUCAAAUUGAAUUAAAUAUACAAAAAUAAACUCGAAUUAAACAAUGAGAAAAACUAAGAAAAACGUAAUAAUUGAAACUACAGACCAUAGACAGCUAUAUGAUGUGGAGUAAAUAGAAAUUCUAAAUGUAUACAACAGUCUAAUGAUAGAUCUUUAUCGAUCGCAUCGUCGAUGCGGAAGAUUAUGAUGAUGAAUGCUAAUCAAACACGGGACAAAACAAGGAGAAAUUUACCAAAUACCAAAUCACAACAUUUUAACAUAAUUUUUACAGUUUGUAUAAGUUCGACAGAGGCAACGUACAUAAAUAAUAAUUAUAAUGAUUAACAAUAAAAGCCAGCGGUCAGUUGGAAGACUUUAGCGAAAUGAAAUAGUUAAAUUAUGAAACUCAUUUGAUGGCGAAUGAUAUGGUGGCGUGAAACUUUUUGUACGCAUUUGACUAUUUUUAAAGCAUUUUUAUUAAAUAUAUAUACAUACAUAGUCACUAUUAUACGAAUGUUUGAGAGCCAAACGAUGUACUCAUUUAAUUAAGUUCACGUGCACACAAUGCACUGGAAUCUCUUUUAACAAAUUGUUAUCGGAUAUUUGAUUUGUUUGAGCGUAUUGUUAGUUAUAUGUACAUGUAUCUCUUAUCACACUUUCCUUUCGACAAGCGAACGAGGCAGCAGGAAAAACGAGGGUAACAAUUGCAUAUUAAAUACAAUUUAUAAGUCAGCCACACACACACACACACUCAAACCAAAUUCGAAACAGAAAUCAAUAGCAAAAUGCAGCAGCAUUGGAAACAAAUGUUGCCAUUUACGAAUGGACAACAGCAGACAGCAACAUUGAAAUUCAAUUUUUAUUGUAAACCUAAUUAGCAGCUGCAACAAGAAGAACAAAAAUAUAUUACAACAAAAACGAACAUGCAAUGGAUGUUAAUACUUUUUGAGAACGAGAAAAAAAAA